Molecule: messenger RNA, 1098 nt
Organism: Clonostachys solani
Lineage: Eukaryota; Fungi; Ascomycota; Sordariomycetes; Hypocreales; Bionectriaceae
Source: the annotation of a GenBank genome assembly
AUGGUCAAGGCACAGUUCCGAUCAACAGUCUUCCUCUUCCUAGGCCUCUGGCUGGCCCCAAAUGCCUAUGCUGAGCCUAUACCGACACCUUCAGGAAAGUAUAACGUAGGGAUCCAGCGUCAUUUGGUUCCUUUUAUCAACAAGAAUGAUCCAACUUGGCCCAAUGAGGUAUCAACGGAGUAUUUGGUGACUCUGUACUACCCCACUCCCGACGAGGCCGCAGAGCCCAGUCCAUAUAUUGAGCCAGAGCUGGCACAGCUGUACACUGACUUCUCGGGAUGGAACUUUUCGCACCUCACGUCAACAAUGCGAAAGGAUGCCUCAUUCCUUCCCAAGCCAGCAGGCCCGACAUUACUCUUUGGCCCGAGCGGUUGGGGUCCAUCAACCGAUGGCGAUGGUAUUUUGCUUUCCGAGCUGGCUUCUCACGGCUAUGUCAUUGCCGCCCUGGACCAUAUAUUCGAGCAGCCGUUCCUUCGUCUUCCCAACGGCACCGGCAUUUAUGGUCUCGCUAUUGAUUUUAACGGGGACCUCGAGUACAUCCAAGCCUUGCAUGAAGUCCGCGUGCGGGAGAUGGUACACUUCGCCGGGUUCCUCCCAAAACUAGCGGCCAAGUUGCACGCCCCUUUCAAGACAGACAAGCUCGGCGCUUUUGGCCACUCCCUUGGCGGCUCAUCUUCCCUAAACGCUGCUCUGGAGACGGACAAAAUCGCGGCGGCGAUCAAUAUGGAUGGCACGAACUUUGGCCGGCUGAACACAACCUCCGAUUCCCUGAACAAGCCCUCUCUGCUGCUGGGAUUCGAUGGCCACACGCCAGAGAUUGAUGAUACGUGGGAGAACUUUUUCAAAUCACAGAAAGGCUGGUGGCGUCUCUUCACCGUGACCGACGCCAAGCAUAACGACUGGACUGAUAUGGCGUUUUGGAAGAAAUGGGGGACGACACGGCCUCUGGGAGCUAUUGACGGGGAUAGGAUGGUCGCUUUGAGAAACAGGUAUGUCAAAGCCUUCUUUGACGAGCAUCUGCUUGGGAAGGAUGAUGCCGUUUUGGACGGGCCAUCUGAGGACUGGCCGGAGGUGAAUUACAUUCAGGGAAACCAGUGA